This is a messenger RNA of Salarias fasciatus (jewelled blenny), 2679 nucleotides long. RefSeq names its product tripartite motif-containing protein 16-like. Lineage: Eukaryota; Metazoa; Chordata; Actinopteri; Blenniiformes; Blenniidae. The coding region runs from base 283 to 1932 and encodes 549 amino acids. Gene Ontology annotation, molecular function: zinc ion binding; protein binding. The transcript is spliced from 3 exons. The record is from RefSeq and is a predicted model, not a curated record.
UCUCCAGAAGAGAAGCAGACGGAAAGAGAGGCUGGACGUCUGCUCAGGAUUUCUACUGCUGGGAGCAGAAGUUGAAGCUUGACAUUCCAGCUGAACGACGGCUGGAAGAUCUCACAGCUGAGGGAUCACUGACGUCUCUGAGCUGCAGGGGGCAGCAGCUCACCAGCAGAACCAGGGCAGACCAGCGUUCACAGGAGCAGGAAACCAGAGGAGGGUUGGUCUUCAAAGCUGCUGAGCAGGACGAGAAACUCUUCAAACACUGGCUGUUGUUGAGAGGAGGAAAUGGCUCAGGGAGGAGCUCAGCUGGAUCCACUAAAGUUCUCUUGUUCCAUCUGUCUGGAUCCCCUGAAGGAUCCGGUGACGGUUCCCUGUGGACACAGCUACUGCAGCAACUGUAUUAAAGGACACUGGGAUGAAGAGCAAAACAAGGGAAUCUACAGCUGUCCUCAGUGCAGGAAGGAGUUCAUGCAGAGACCUGACAUGGAGAUAAACAUUGUGUUAGCAGAGUUAGUGGAGGAUCUGAAGAAGACUGGACUCCAAGCUGCUGCAGCUGAUCUCUGCUCUGCUGGACCUGAAGAUGUGGCCUGUGAUGUUUGCUCUGGGAGGAAGCUGAAAGCCGUCAAGUCCUGUCUGGUCUGUGUGGUCUCUUACUGUGAGGAACACCUCCAAGGUCACUACGAAGCAGCUCCAUUGAAGAAACACCAGCUGGUGGAGCCCUCCAAGAAGCUCCAGGAGAAGAUCUGCUCUCUUCACGAUGAGGUGAAGAAAAUUUUCUGUCGCACUGAUCAGCAGUGUAUCUGUUACCUCUGCACCAUGGAGCAACACAGAGGCCAUGAAACAGUCCCAGCUGCAGCAGAAAGGAGCCAGAAGCAGAAGGAGCUGGAGGGGAGUCGACUAAACAUCCAGCAGAGAAUCCAGGAGCGAGAGAAAGAUGUGAAGCUGCUUCAGCAGCAGAUGGAGGCCAUCAAUGUCUCUGCUGAUGAAGCAGUGGAGCACAGCGAGGAGAGCUUCACCCAGAUGAUCCGUCUCCUCCAGAAAAGAAGCCUUGAGGUGAAGCGGCAGCUCAGAUCCCAGCAGCAAACUGCAGUGAGUGGACUCAAAGAGCUUGAGGAGAAGCUGCAGCAGGAGUUGGCUGAGCUGAAGAGGAAAGACGUCCAGCUGGAGCAGCUGGCACACAUAGAGGAAAACAACCACUUUCUCCACAGCUACACCUCAGUGUCAGCACUCAGUGAGCCCACACACUCCUCCAGCAUUCAGACUGCUCCUCUCAGAUACUUUGAGGAUGUGGCAGCAGCUGUGUCAGAGAGCAGAGACAAACUCCAGGACAUCCUGAGAGAGACUGAAGAGGAGAAGCUACUGUUAAUGCUACAACCACAGCCAGAGAGCAGAGCAGACUUCUUACAAUAUUCACAGCAGAUCACUCUGGAUCCAAACUCUGUGAACAGAAAGCUGAAAUUAUCUGAUGGAGACAGAAAAGUAACUUGUACAGAGGAAGAUCAGCCUUAUUCUGAUCAUCCAGACAGAUUCACUGAAUAUCGUCAGGUUCUGAGCAGAGAGAGUCUGACUGGACGUAGUUACUGGGAGGUGGAGAGGAGAGGAGGAGUUGAUGUCGCAGUCACAUACAAGAACAUCAGCAGAGCAGGGAGGGGAAAUGAAUGUGGAUUUGGAUUUAAUGACAAAUCUUGGGCUUUAGAUUGUGACUCUAACGGUUUUAAUUUUUGGCACAACAACAUCCACACUCCCGUCUCAGGUCCUGAGUCCUCCAGAGUGGGAGUGUACCUGGAUCACAGAGCAGGUAUUCUGUCUUUCUACAGCGUCUCUGAAACCAUGACUCUCCUCCACAGAGUCCAGACCUCCUUCACUCAGCCGCUACACGCUGGAGUUUAUCUCUAUGGUUCUGGAUGCUCAGCAGAGUUUGUGAAACCUGAGUAGAGGACUCCAUCAGAUCUCCUUGUGUGGUUUUCUAAAGGAGCCUCCACAUUUUCUGAGCUGAGACGUUGAUGAGAUUUCUGACAGGAAGAAGAUUGAAACCAACAGAUGGUCGGCCGUCUUCUCAGAGACUUUCUACGUGGACGAAAGGAUGUGAGACAAGUGUGGAGAGACAGAAAGGAGCUGAGUUAGUGGAGAAAAACAUGGCCGCUGCAGCCAUCAGUCCCUCACUGAUUCCUCAAUUGAUGCUUUUCUAAUAGUUGGACUCAUUUUUCAAGCUUCUCAAACAGGAAGUUCUUCUUCAUGGACCACAGGAAGCUGCAGCUUUUCACACUUUGGGGGAUUUGAAGUGGAAAUUAGGAGCUUUCACAUGUUUGGAUUGAUCAGUCUUUCUUUUUACAUGAUUCUUUUCUGACAUUUGAUCCUUCAGAGUGAAGGUUUGUGGAUUUUCUUGAACAGUGAACUGAUUGUUUUGGCUUUUUGGAUCUUCAUCUGUCACCAAGUGGCAGGAAGUUUGAUUCUUUUAGCUGGAAAUGAGUCCAGUCGACAACACACACACACACACACACACACACACACACACACACACACACACACACAGGUUUCUUUUAAAGACAUUAAAUCAGUCAUAAAGUGAAAUGCUACUUUAUUGUCGAUUUGUUUCUUUUUCAAAGGUUUUUGCUUCAAAUGUUGUUUGUGUGACGCCAAGAAAAACCAAGUCAGUCAACAUGGAGCCUUUAAUAAAAUACA